Molecule: messenger RNA, 961 nt
Organism: Anneissia japonica
Lineage: Eukaryota; Metazoa; Echinodermata; Crinoidea; Comatulida; Comatulidae
Exons: 8
Coding region: 1-900 (299 amino acids)
Molecular function (GO): protein binding
Source: RefSeq, a predicted model, not a curated record
AUGUGUCAAUUAACCAAUCAGGGCACACUUCUUGGGGUGGCCUUCUAUUGGUAUGGAGAGACAGCGUUACAUACAGCGGCUUACUGGGGAUAUUCAUCAGUGGUUAAGCUACUAUUAGACACAGGGGCAUCAAUUCGCCAGUCAAAGAACGGUAACACGCCUCUGCAUGCCUGCUUCCUGAAUCAAGAUCUAAGUUAUGAUCAUCACAGAAACGUUACUGUAGCAUUGAUGAUGACGGAUCCAAGCAUAAUAUCCAUCAAAAACAAUGAUGGCAAAACUGUACUUGACUUGUAUGAAGAAUGCGAGUGUAAGAGGUAUGAAACAGAACGUGGAUGUUUACAGAAAGAGGAGUUAUUACUGAUAUUGAAAGGUGGGCAACUUCCGGCAAUCGAUUUUACACCUUCUGAAAGUGCAAUUCCAUCAAUAAUUCAAACUCAUGGACCAUCGUCUGUAAAAGCUUACACUGAAGCCUUAGAAGACGGCACUGUUGAGGUGAAUCUUGGAACAAUUAAGGUGAUAGGACAAGAAAGAGCGGGUAAAACCUGCCUCAUAAAUUCCUGCCUUGGUAAAAAAUUUAACGAAGACGAAAAAAUUACAGAUGGAAUAGCAACCACUAAGAUUAUAACCAGGACAACCAAUAAAACUGACGAAUGGAGUGAAAAUCUUACUAACGUUGGUAAUGCUACUGAAAGCUAUGAGAGGUCAAUGGCAGAGACAAUUUUUAUGAAAACAGUAGACAACUAUGGCUCUGUUGGAGAAAUGCUUGAUGAUUAUUAUAACUCUGUUGAUGAAGCAGCAUCAGAAAAAGGAAAAACUAUACAUGAGACACCAAAUGAAAACGUGAGUAUGGAUAUAAUAUAUUAUCGGUACUAUUGUUUCUAUAUACAAACAUUGCGUUAAACUAUGGUUGCAUAAAUAUAUAACAUGCAUAAAAGUUAUCAUGUACUAUUUUGAUAUAUUU